Messenger RNA from Triticum urartu, 2941 nucleotides. RefSeq lists its product as uncharacterized. Lineage: Eukaryota; Viridiplantae; Streptophyta; Magnoliopsida; Poales; Poaceae. Gene Ontology annotation, biological process: regulation of gene expression. Gene Ontology annotation, molecular function: RNA nuclease activity. The record is from RefSeq and is a predicted model, not a curated record. Gene Ontology annotation, cellular component: peroxisome.
GCAGUUUCCGAGUCCACCUCGACGCCGCCGCCGUCGCAAACCAUAAAAAACACCCCCCACUACCCACCCCAGGUCCCCAAACACCACCUCUCCGGUCUCCGACGGAGAGACGCAGGGGUUAGCAGGGGGUUGUCGGGGGCGGCGAUGGGGGAGUACGCGGCGGCCAAGACGGCGGUGUGGUGGGACAUCGAGAACUGCGCCGUCCCCCGCAACUGCGACCCCCACCUCAUCGUCCAGAACAUGAGCUCCGCCCUCGCCACCGCCGGCUACGUCGGCCCCAUCUCCGUCUCCGCCUACGGCGACACCAGCGGCAUCGCCCACAACGUCCAGCACGCCCUCUCCAGCACCGGCGUCUCCCUCCACCACGUCCCCGCCGGCAUUAAAGAUGCAAGUGAUAAGAAGAUCUUGGUUGACAUGCUGUUCUGGGCUAUUGACAACCCUCCGCCAGCGAAUUAUCUGCUAAUCUCUGGUGAUCGGGAUUUCUCUAAUGCCCUUCAUAAGCUUAAGAUGAGGCGGUACAAUAUUCUUUUAGCACAACCUCCAAAUGUGUCUCAAACGCUUACUGCUGCAGCAAAGAGUGUUUGGCUCUGGAGAAGCCUUGUGGCUGGAGAACCACCAUUAGCAGUGUCACCAUACAUAAGCAGCGCAUCAAGUGGCAAUAAGGAUGAUUUGGAUACGUCAAGGAACACUGUUCCAAAUUCUUCAGCAGCAGCACAAGAUACUAACCCUCAAGUGCAGAAUUCUUCUCAGCGUGAUUAUCAAAAUGGUGGUAAUGGGAAGGUAGAUAAGCAAUCCAAAGUGAAGCAACCUCGAAAAAAUCAGACAGACAAUGCAUCUAAACCAGCAGGCAAAAAGGAAAAUUCAGUUGAUGGAGUUGCUGAUAAUUCCAAAGGAAGCACUGCUAACCAACCAAGUCAGCCUUCUACACCAUCAUCAAGUUCUUCAUCUAGUCCUGAACGCCAGAAUAGGGCAAAGGUGAACCAGACAAGUAUACCUAAAAACCCACCCCUUUUCCUGCCUAAAAAGCCUGCAAAACCCACUAAUUCCCAUCAAAAGAGUGUUCCUCAUGACUAUUUUGGUAGUAAGAAGUCUGGUGUGUCAACUGAAUCUGCACAGAAAAAUGGUGCUCCUGAUUCUGGCAAUGGUAGUGCCCAUAAUCAUUCAAAACACCAUAACCAAUCCUCUCAGCCGCCAAGACCACAUAAUCCAGUGACUCCUCGUCCUCACAAUGGACCUGGUAAUUUCCACACAUCAAAUUUACAUAGAAGUAGUUCAUGUCCACCACAAGCUCCACAAGGUGGGCAUACUGGUGUUCCCACGUCACCAUUGCAGUCCUGGCCAAGUGCUCCUCCUCCCCCCUAUCAUGUCCCGCCAGUUAAUUAUCCUGAUAUGAGUCGGCUGAAUAUUUCUGGAUACCCAAUAGGGGCUCAUGACAACCAAGGUUCAAACGUCAGCUACCAUCCAAACUAUUCUGGUGCUGUUCAGCCUCCUUACAAUAAUUAUAGUUACAGACAUCCAACUCCACCUAAUAUAUCCAGCAACAUGCAAAAUGCUGGACAAUGGGGUGCAAACACUGGAUGUUCGCAGCCAUCUUCUGACUCUCAAAUUCUUAUAAGAAAUAUCUUAAGUGCUUUGGAAGUACUGAAGACUGAGAAGCUUGCACCAACCGAACAGCAUAUAUCAGAUUGCGUGCGUUAUGGAGGUGCUAAUCUACCACAAUUUGAUGUUAAGAAGGCUCUUGAAGUUGCCAUUCAGCAUCAAGCCAUCGUAACGAAAAAGUUAGGACUUGUGUCAUUCUUUCUGGGAAAAGGUGAAAAUCUCUGGAAAUGCGUGAAUAUAAUGGAUACCAAUGCUAGGCACUCAAAAGAGACUCUAGAUACUGUUCAUAGGUACAUAUCUACCGCCCCUGGAUGCUCUGCGAUAAAGAACUCCCAAUCAAGGUAUCACGCUGCAACUCUCUUGAAGAAAACAUGCUUGAAACGUCUUUCCCUUGGUGAAGUUCUUCAAGUUUUGUAUAUCGCAACCGAUAAAAUGAAGUGGUUUGUUCCUCACUCUUCAGGCUGGCAGCCUCUAUCAUGGAACGUGACAGUGGCUGAUACUGCUCCAGAUGCUAGUGGAAAAUCCUAGCCUGGCUACAUUUCUCUAAUCAUAUCGGGUGGACAAUUUGAGAUGUGGUAGUUGGUACAAACCCUCGAGAGGCUGUGGUCUGGUGAGGUUAGAACUAAUAUGGUGGCCCAGUCUACGUUUUGCCAAUAUUUCCGUUUCAGAAUGAUUAUCGCGGGUAGUUUAAACUUGGUGUAUGAGCUCAGGUUUCACUAUUAUUACUAGAAUGGUACUUCUGUCAGUUAGUUUUUGCAAUUCGAAGACAUGGAGGGAUACAGAAGGUUCAUGAUCUUUUGUUCAGGUAGUGACCUGAUUUUAGAGGUUAUGAUCUGUUCUUCCCCAAGUGGGCGUAAGGCAUACCAGGAGUUGAUUUCGAGCUAGCCUGCCGUGGUGGCUCCUGAAGCAGUUGCUAUCCAAGGUGCUCAACGAAGCACCAGCAUAGAAGCUCACUUGUAAGUCUUAAAAUGCAUGGAUUGUUAGAUCUUGUGGGUGGUUCGAUUAACAAUCUUGUACUGGGAACUUAAUCAAAAGCUACCAUUGCUAUGGCUCCUGGCACAUGGCAAUAGUCUGAAGAUUGCAUUUAAAAUAUGCCUUCAGCAUAGUUUGCCUUGCCAAACUUGUCAUGCUGUGUGUAGAUACUGUCCCGGUGCUUGCCAAACUUGUCAUUUGAAAUGCCUUAAGCAUAGUUAACUCCAUGGCAUCCUUUUGUUGCCUUUCCCUGCUGAGGAAAGGUUGGGAGUCAUCCCAUACAUUGGGAUGCUGGGGUGCCUUGUAAUAACCAUGAUGACAAUUACCUUCUGUGGUCAAUGUAAAUUAUCUUUAGUUUUUGCUUCUGCUA